Trypanosoma brucei brucei TREU927 is the source of this 1008-nucleotide messenger RNA. RefSeq lists its product as hypothetical. Gene Ontology annotation, biological process: rRNA methylation. Gene Ontology annotation, cellular component: mitochondrial large ribosomal subunit. NCBI's taxonomy places the organism in Eukaryota, Euglenozoa, Kinetoplastea, Trypanosomatida, Trypanosomatidae. The transcript has a single exon. Gene Ontology annotation, molecular function: methyltransferase activity. The record is from RefSeq and is a predicted model, not a curated record. Bases 1 to 1008 code for a protein of 335 amino acids.
AUGCACUCGAGAAGGAAAGGGAACCGAAGAAGUAACACCAACGGACUGCGGAAGAGCGAAACAUUUGAGGACUUUUACGGCAGUCAUUACGGGGAACGCUGGGCAGCGCUCCGCAAGGCACUGUGCGCACCGGCUUGCGACAGGUCUGUUCUCUGGAACAAAUUUGUUAAGCUCCCCUUUGAAAGUGCUAUGGGGGACGUGAAGCGCGUUGACGACGCCUUGCUUCUUCAGUUGUUUAGCCCACUGGGAAGUGGUGAGAUGCCCCCACCGGCCAUUGAUGAAUUCAAUGUAAAGGCGCACUAUCCCUUAGAUUACACAACUGCACUGGCUGUAGAGCUACUAGGCGUACAACAAUUUGACCUUGUUCUUGAUCUCUGUGCGGGAGUGGGCGGUAAAUCCAUAGCAAUUUCCCAGUUCCUAUCUAAUAGUGCUUCAUUAACCGCCAAUGAGCAGCGCGGUGACCGCUGUGCCCGUUUGCGCCGCAACAUCAAGGAGUACGUGCCUAGCAAUUACGUCCCUGUAACUGUUACACAGCGCAAACCAGAAACUUGGCACGACCCAUCGACUUACCACCGCGUUCUCGUUGACGCCCCAUGCACGGGAGAACGACAACUGCUCCAGCACAGUGGCAAGCAUGCAGUUAGUCCACUGCACUGGUCCCUACAAGCUUGUGUGGAGCUAAGCCACACUCAGCGGGGGUUACUUCUUCGAUCUAUCGAGACAUGUCGACCUGGGGGGCGUAUUGUGUACACUACGUGUUCCAUUUCACCGCUAGAAAACGAUGAAGUUGUCCGUGAGGCAUUAAAACGAACGCGCUGUCAGGUGGAGCUAAUGCAUCCCCCAGUACCCAUUGGCGAGAAGACAGAGUUUGGACACAUUGUACUACCUGACCGAGAUAAUGGUCGGGGGCCGGCGUAUUACUGUGUCAUCCACAAAAUAUCUGAUAAACGAGAGGAGAGUGAGGAUGAGGAUGAGGAUGGAAAUGACGAUGAUAGCACGAGUUCAUAA